AUGGGGAAUUGCUUGAGAAGAAGUAAUAACAAGGUUUCAGCACAAGAUCAUGAGAAGCAUGAGGAAGCCAAUACCCUAGAAGCCAAAAAGACAGCACCAAUGCCAUUGCCAUCCAAUCUGAAGCUAAAGAGGAAGUCUGUGAGGUUUGAUUUGCAAGAAGAUGAAGAUAGCGGUAGAGGAAAUCUUGUUUCUGGUGAAUCUACUAAAAAUGGGGUGGUGAGAAUUAGACUGGUGCUGACUCAGGAGGAGUUGAAACAACUUCUGGAUUACAAGAAAGAUUCAAACCAUUCUUCUUUGGAGCAAUUGUUGAGUGCAGUGAGGAACAGAGGAACAAGGGUUUCUGAGAUUGGAACAAGCAAUGAUGAAAGCACAGGUAGUGGCUGGAGCCCAACUUUAGAGAGCAUUCCAGAGGACCAAGAUUGA
Messenger RNA from Prunus armeniaca (apricot), 423 nucleotides. The record is from the annotation of a GenBank genome assembly. Lineage: Eukaryota; Viridiplantae; Streptophyta; Magnoliopsida; Rosales; Rosaceae.